AACAGCAGAGGGCGGCAGGCAAUCGAGGUGCCACUCCGCCCUUGGUUCAGGAGACUCUUCUCGUUUCCGACGCUGCGAACCUUUGCCCCGGAAGUGUUCAGGUGCCGGUUGCAGGCGUGACUUUGAGAGCUUGCCGCUGUGGUCCCGGCACCGAGCAAAGCAGACCCGCUGCCGCCGGAUCUCGCGGUUCUUGGCUGUCAUGAGGCUUCUGGGUGUCACUGCGGCAGUUCUGGGGCGCGGGCCUCUCCCACGGGUCCCUGCCGCCCUGGGCUGGCAGGGGAAGCAGGUUAAUUGGAAAGCCUGCCAGUGGUGUUCAUCAGUUACAAUUCCUAAUGAAAAAAUACGAAAUAUUGGAAUCUCAGCUCACAUUGAUUCUGGGAAAACGACAUUAACAGAAAGGGUGCUGUACUACACUGGCAGAAUUGCAAAGAUGCAUGAGGUGAAAGGUAAAGAUGGAGUUGGUGCUGUCAUGGAUUCCAUGGAACUAGAGAGACAAAGAGGAAUCACUAUUCAGUCAGCAGCCACCUAUACCAUGUGGAAAGAUACCAAUAUCAACAUUAUAGAUACUCCUGGCCAUGUGGACUUCACAAUAGAAGUGGAAAGGGCCCUGAGAGUGCUGGAUGGGGCAGUCCUUGUUCUCUGUGCUGUUGGAGGAGUACAGUGCCAAACCAUGACUGUUAAUCGUCAGAUGAAGCGCUACAAUGUUCCAUUUUUAACUUUCAUUAACAAAUUGGAUCGAGUGGGCUCCAACCCAGCCAGGGCCCUGCAGCAAAUGAGGUCUAAACUAAGUCAUAAUGCAGCAUUUGUGCAAAUCCCCAUUGGUUUGGAGGGUGAUUUUAAAGGAAUUAUAGAUCUUAUUGAGGAACGAGCUAUCUAUUUUGAUGGAGACUUUGGUCAGAUUGUUCGAUAUGGUGAAAUUCCAGCUGACCUGAGGGCAGCAGCUGCUGACCACAGGCAGGAGCUAAUUGAAUGUGUUGCCAAUUCAGAUGAGCUGCUUGGUGAGUUGUUCCUGGAAGAAAAAAUCCCCUCAGUUUCUGACUUAAAGCUUGCAAUCAGAAGAGCUACAUUAAAUAGAUUAUUUACUCCUGUCUUUGUGGGAAGUGCCUUGAAGAACAAAGGAGUUCAGCCUCUUUUAGAUGCUGUUUUAGAGUACCUCCCCAAUCCAUCUGAAGUCCAGAAUCAUGCUAUUCUCAAUCAGGAGGAGAACUCAAAAGAGAAAACCAAAAUCUUGAUGAACUCCAAAAGAGAUGGGUCCCACCCAUUUGUAGGCCUGGCUUUUAAACUGGAGGCAGGUCGAUUUGGACAGUUAACAUAUGUCCGAAAUUAUCAGGGGGAGCUAAAGAAGGGUGACACCAUCUACAACACAAGGACAGGAAAGAAAGUUCGAGUGCAACGGCUGGUUCGCAUGCAUGCCGACAUGAUGGAGGAUGUUGAGGAAGUAUAUGCUGGUGACAUCUGUGCACUGUUUGGCAUUGACUGUGCUAGUGGCGAUACAUUCACAAACAAAGAUAACAGUGGCCUUUCUAUGGAGUCAAUUCAUGUUCCUGAUCCUGUCAUUUCAAUAGCAAUGAAACCUUCUAACAAGAAUGAUCUGGAAAAAUUUUCAAAAGGUAUAGGUAGGUUUACAAGAGAAGAUCCUACAUUUAAAGUCCACUUUGACACUGAGAGCAAAGAGACCAUUGUAUCUGGAAUGGGAGAAUUACACCUGGAAAUCUAUGCUCAGAGGCUGGAAAGAGAAUAUGGCUGCCCUUGCAUCACAGGAAAGCCAAAAGUUGCUUUUAGAGAGACCAUUACUGCCCCUGUCCCGUUUGAGUUUACACAUAAAAAGCAGUCAGGUGGUGCAGGCCAGUUUGGAAAAGUGAUAGGUGUGCUGGAGCCCCUGGACCCAGAGAACUACACUAAGUUGGAAUUUUCAGAUGAAACAUUUGGAGCGAAUGUUCCCAAGCAGUUUGUACCUGCUGUAGAAAAGGGUUUUUUGGAUGCCUGUGAGAAGGGCCCUCUUUCUGGUCACAAACUGUCUGGGCUUCGGUUCGUUCUGCAAGAUGGAGCACACCACAUGGUGGAUUCCAAUGAAAUCUCUUUCAUUCGAGCUGGAGAAGGUGCUCUUAAACAAGCCUUGGCAAAUACAACAUUAUGUAUUCUUGAACCUGUUAUGUCUGUGGAAAUUACAGCCCCAAAUGAAUUUCAGGGACCAGUAAUUGCAGGAAUUAACCGACGUCAUGGCAUAAUCACAGGGCAGGAUGGAAUUGAGGACUACUUUACGCUUUAUGCAGAUGUCCCUCUAAAUGACAUGUUUGGCUAUUCCACUGAACUUAGGUCAUGCACAGAGGGAAAAGGAGAAUACACAAUGGAGUACUGCAGAUACCAGCCGUGUUCACCAUCUGCACAAGAAGACCUUGUUAAUAAAUAUUUGGAAGCUACAGGUCAACUUCCUGUAAAAAAAGGAAAAGCCAAGAACUGACUUUCCUCAUUUUGAAUGUAAUAACUUUAAAUCUGCAAGAUUUAGAUAUGAUGGACUCCAGUGGAAUGAAUUCAGGUUGCUGAAACAUUUUAGAAGCCCAUAUUGUUUCACAUUCAGGAGCUUCUGUCAUAUGCAAAGAUAAUUCUAUGUAUAUCUCAACUCUGUUGAUUGGUUUUAUAAUUUACUGAAAAACCUCAAAUAAAAUGUGAUUAUUACUGAAAUAUAUUUGAUAUUUAAAGAAGGGACUGAACAUAAAAGUUUAUACUUUUAUGUUUAGAAUGUAUAUAAACCUCUUUCAAAAAUUUUUUUAUGAGAGUUUGUUCAGCAGAGAGAAAAGUUGGAAAAACAGUACAUAGAAUGGCAUGUCCAGUUGAACAGUUUUGUUAAUUAUUUGCUUAUUAAAUAAUUUGUCUCUCUUCUAUUUAUGUCUCAUACAUUGGUAUUUUUAAAUAUUACUUUGCCAAAGGCUUGAAAGUAAAUUUUGUAUUUCAUGACACUUCUUGGAGUGUCAUUAGUGGUCAGGAUUUUCAGUGGAUUCUAUAUGAUCUUACUAAGAACAUUUUUUCAGAUUCUUCAUUGGGGUAUUAAAAUAUUACCUAAAUUUCUAGCAUAUAAUUGCACUUCAGUUUGUGGCUUCUGCAGAUUUGUAACUGCCUCUGUUUUAGGAGUACUGAUGUCACCUGCAAUCUUACAUAAAGUAAAAAAUAGAUUGUUACAUGUGCUAUUCUUGUUUGUGUUCAUAGUUUCUGCUCCCUAAAUAAAAAAUACAAUUUAUAGAAUUGCUGACUCAGUUCAUUCACUUAGUAAAUAUUAGUUGCAUUUGAGUCUGCUAUAAUUUAUCAUGUAUUGUAUUCACUGAGAUUGUAAAAGAACAAAUGUUUAGCUUUAAUUUCCAGAAUAAGUUGAAUUUUCACAGGCAGUGUAACCAUACUGCUCAGAAUUUCUUCAUUCAAAAAUUAUCUGAUGCCAAACUAGGCAUGGUUAGUGCAUACCUCUAUUUCAGCACUUGGGAGAUAGAGGCAGGAAGGUUGUGAGUCUGUUGUCCUUACUGGAUAAUAGAAAUAAAACAAAUGAUUUUAAAUUCUUUUGGUUUUCUUGAUUUGUUAAUUUGCUUUAUAAUUUAAGAUUUCUAAAAAAAAA
Castor canadensis (American beaver) is the source of this 3601-nucleotide messenger RNA. It is a transcript of the gene Gfm1, whose product is annotated as G elongation factor mitochondrial 1. Gene Ontology annotation, biological process: mitochondrial translational elongation. Gene Ontology annotation, molecular function: GTPase activity; translation elongation factor activity; GTP binding. Gene Ontology annotation, cellular component: mitochondrion. NCBI's taxonomy places the organism in Eukaryota, Metazoa, Chordata, Mammalia, Rodentia, Castoridae. The record is from RefSeq and is a predicted model, not a curated record.